Messenger RNA from Cynara cardunculus var. scolymus (artichoke), 873 nucleotides. RefSeq names its product transcription repressor OFP13-like. Lineage: Eukaryota; Viridiplantae; Streptophyta; Magnoliopsida; Asterales; Asteraceae. Gene Ontology annotation, biological process: negative regulation of DNA-templated transcription. The record is from RefSeq and is a predicted model, not a curated record. The coding region runs from base 44 to 784 and encodes 246 amino acids. The transcript has a single exon.
AUGAGGACUAUACACAUCCAUUUCAAAAACUCCACUUGACUAAAUGGGGAAGAACAUGAAUCUCAUCCCUUCUCUCUUCUUACUCAACAAGCACAAAGAGCUAUGGCUAUGGCCUUCUUGCAAGCACCCCAAAACCCGCUCUUUUCGACUCACCACACGCGAUUCUUCCAUGUCUAUACACCCUAACAAGGAGUCAUUGCCUGAAGCAGACGUCGAGCUGACGACACCUGAUUCCUGCUUCACCAACUCAUCGGAAUCUGCCAGUAUUUCGACCGAGUCUGAGAAGUAUUUCGACAACAACGAGUGCUCCUCCUCCUCCGUGGAGACGAUUGUUCGUGGGGCGAGGUCUGAGCGAUUGUUUUUUCAACCUGAUGCCACAAGUUCGAUACUUGAAACUCAAGGGAGUGGUAGGCAAUGUACGCGGGUAGAGACCGGCGGUGGUUUGCCGUAUAAAGAGAGCGUGGUGAUGGAGAUGGAGUCGGAUAAUCCAUAUGGGGAUUUCAAGAAAUCCAUGGAGGAGAUGGUGGAGAGCCAUGGUUUGAAAGAUUGGGAUUGUUUGGAGGAGUUAUUGAGAUGGUAUUUGAGGAUGAAUGGGAAGAACAACCAUGAAGUCAUAGUCGGAGCUUUUGUUGAUUUGCUUUCUGGGAUAUCCGGUGGUGGUGGUUCCGAUCAUUCUACAGCCACUUUCACUUCUGCUGCGUCCACCUUUUCUUCAUCAUCUCCUUCAUCUGAUCAGAUUGAUAGAGAUAAGAUCAAGAAGGAAGGAAAAACGGUAACCAAAUAAUUAUUCCUGUAUAUUUUAUUAAUUAAUUAAUUAACUCACUUAUUUCUUCAGUAUUAUGUAUACACUGAUUAAUCACAUUCUGUACACUU